Spodoptera litura is the source of this 3446-nucleotide messenger RNA. RefSeq lists its product as uncharacterized. The record is from RefSeq and is a predicted model, not a curated record. Lineage: Eukaryota; Metazoa; Arthropoda; Insecta; Lepidoptera; Noctuidae.
AUUAUAAAGACGUAGGGUAAUAUCAAAUGUUUUUAGUUGCAAAUUAAAUCAGUGGCACAACGCACGUCUUUCAAUUUAAAAUCCCUCUAAACGAAAGUAGACCUUAACACAACCAUCAUAUGGUCGCAUUCGAGCCGAACGUCAUAACUACGGAGCAGUAAACAUAUCACCGGUGCCGUCGAACAAAAGAACCACAUUCCAGCGAUAAGGAGAUUUUAUAAAAACUACUUCGUUUUAUAUGGAUUAUGUUUUUCAAUGCAACAAAGUAACUAACGUCAUUACGAAAUAACAUCAAGUCAUACGAACAGUUUGUUGAAGCCUAGUUAAAAGUGAAAUUUAGUCAAGAAACCAUGAAUACUACUAAAGAACAACAACAAUAUCUAUCUAUACUGGAGGAUGGUGCUAAUUUAUUUAGAAAAACUCAAGCAAACUUGAAAAAGUGUCCAAAAGGGAGAUUGACGAAAGGUUACAUAGAAGCACGUGUUAAAAUUAUUGACGAGUAUUGGAUGUCAUUCAAGAACGCUCAUGAUGGAUUAAUUAAAGUGACACCUAAAGAACAAAAGGGAAUUUUACCAUACUUUCUCAAUGAAGAAUUCUUUAUAUACGAAGAAUUAUAUAGCUCAUUACAAGGUGAUUUGAAGGAUAUGCUUAUAUCGUUGUCGCAAGCGACCGCGAUGGAUUCGAGGAAUUCAAGUGUCAACAUGACUACAGCGCAUAAUAUAGUGCAUUUACCAAAAAUUCAAUUACCUAAAUUUAAUGGAAAUUAUGAAGGAUGGCCAACUUUCAAGGAUUUAUUUCUUUCUUUGGUGCACGAAAAUAAUGACCUCAGUGAUGUACAGAGAUUGCAUUAUUUAAAAACCAGUUUGAGUGGAGAAGCAGAGGUGUUGUUGACACAUAUACAAGUGACAUCCAGUAAUUACGCGACUGCAUGGAAUAUUUUGAAUAAGAGGUAUGGUAACAGACGCAUUAUAUUGAAUUGUAUUAUGAAACGGUUAUUCAACCAACGUAAAAUGGCUUUGCAGUCAGCAACCCAGUUAAAAGGCUUAUUAGACACUACUACAGAAUGUCUUAAUAACUUAAACAAUUUAAAAGUAAACACCGACUCUUGGGAUCAUGUAAUUAUAUUUCUACUCGUUCAGAAGUUUGACCCAGAGAUACACAAAGACUGGGAAGAAUAUGCCUACAAGGAAGACAGUGAAGUAUUACCUACCUGGAAUGAUAUAAAAAACUUCAUGGAGUCUCAGUUCCGCACCCUGGAAUUAGUAAUCGGCAUUUCUGCUAGCAAUCAUUUAAAAGAAAAACAAGUGAAAGAACGUUGUCACCAUGCUGCCUCACCAACUAUAGAGAAAUCAUGUAUGUUGUGUAAAGAAAACCACACGUUGUGUCACUGCAAGAAAUUUAUUGAUAUGAAAAUAAGUGAGAGAACUGAAUACGUAAAGAACAAACAUCUAUGUUUUAACUGUCUAGGAAUUGGACACUCGGUGAAGAAAUGUAGACUACCGAUAUCUUGUCAGAAAUGUCAUCGACGUCAUCACUCUCUAUUACAUGAGUCUAAGAACACAGAACCAACAGUUAUACCGAGCACUUCACAACCGUUGGCGUCACAGCAUGUAGUAGAAGAUAGAGAAACAGUUCAAGUGAACACAAUGAUCGCGUCGCAUCAUACAACUAGACGGGGAACGGCGCUACUAGCAACUGCGAUAGUGAACGCAACCAAUAGAGGAGGCCAUGUCAUUUCACUACGCGCACUGAUAGACCAGGGCUCUCAAGCGACAUUCAUAAGCGAAAAGGCGACUCAACUAUUGAAGCUAAAGCGACAACCAUUCAAAGGAAGUGUCGUAGGAGUGGGAUCUACGAGAACAGAGAUCAAACACGUGGUACAGCUUAAUAUAAGAUCACAGUGGAAGCAUAACUAUAGUUUACCAAUCCAAGCCUACGUGAUGUCGAAACAACUGACCACUAAGAUACCCACUAAAACAAUUACCAAACAACCAUGGCCUCACAUUGACGGGCUUAACUUGGCUGAUCCCAGUUAUUUAAAACCUGGGUCCGUAGACUUGCUAAUAGGAGUUAAGGAAUAUGCACAGAUUAUACAGCCAGACUUAAUAAAGGGUCCCCCAGGCACACCAAUUGCACAAAAAACCAACCUGGGUUGGAUUAUCUUCGGGGAUGUUUAUGAAAAACCACAAAACGAUACCUACCUUGUAAUGCAUCACCAAAUUGAUGUCGAUGAAAUUUUGAAAUCCAUGUGGGAAAUAGAUAUAGUCAAAGAUAGACACUUUACAAAAGAAGAAAAGAUGUGUGAAUAUAUUUACGAUAAAACAACAACUAGAAAUGAGGAAGGAAGGUACAUAGUUAAAUUACCUUUCAAAAUAUACAGUCCACAACUAAAUGAAAUGAGCACUAUUACAAAAUUACGAACACCUGAAGGGAACACAAGGGAAAUAGCAAAACAAAGAUUCUUGCAGCUUGAACGGAAGUUUAAAAAGUCAUCAGAUCUGAAAAGAGAAUACACCAAGGUUAUAAAUGAUUACAUAGAACAAGGUCACAUGGAGAAGAUACCUGAAAUAGAAACGGAAGUAAAAUCAGUCUACUUACCUCACCACGCUAUAGUCCGUACUGACAAGGAGACUUCUCGAACUCGCGUUGUUUUCGAUGCCUCCUGUAAGGGUACAAACAAUGUUUCACUGAAUGAAGAAUUGUUGAUUGGCCCGCAACUGCAAGACGAUUUGCGAAGCCUGCUCAUUAAAUGGAGGAUGAAGCGUGUCGGCUUCAUGGCCGAUAUCAAACAAAUGUAUCGCCAAAUACUUGUGAGUCAUGAGGACGCAGACUUCCAGCGAGUUAUUUGGAGACCUAAUGAAGAUGAUGAGUUAGGUGAAUACCGUUUGCUAAGAGUCACAUUCGGUACAGCAUCAGCACCAUAUUUAGCUGUCAGAACUCUUCACCAAACAGCUGAUGAUGAAGGAAGAGAUCAACCACUUGCUGUACAAUCCAUCAAAGAGAACUUUUACAUGGAUGACUGGCUUGAUGGAGCUGAUGAUACACAAACUGCUAUUGAUAUGGCUAAAACUGUCACAAAAAUACUACAAAGAGGCGGUUUCCAACUUACCAAAUGGUCGUCAAAUGAUAUUGAAUUCCUAGAAUCUAUAGAUAAAGCAAAAAGAUCAAAUAACGCACAUAUAGACAUGAAUCUUGAUGGAACAAUUAAGGCAUUAGGUAUUGUCUGGAAUCUAAAAACAGACACAUUUCAAUACAAUCUAACUUUACCAGAAGCUGAAAAUUAUAAUGUAACAAAGCGAGCAAUAUUAUCAGACAUACAAAGACUUUUUGAUCCACUUGGUUGGAUUGCACCAAGUACAGUAAUGGCAAAAAUACUGUUACAGAAACUGUGGCUAGAAAAGGUCAAUUGGGAUCAGAAUGUUAGUAAAACAUUACGUGAAGAAUGG